AGUUAUUUACUUCUUGGAAGGCGCGGUAGAAUUGAAUGUCUUGCUGAACCAUUGACUCCUCCGUUGUGUAUCAGGUUCCGGUUCCAGAUUCGCCAACUUUUCGCUGCUGGUGCUACGGCCGUCUUCAGCUCCAGCCUGCAGUAUUGCCCCGGCCGCCAGUCUAGCCGCACCUUGCACUACUUCACGAACGAUAACGAGCAUGAUCCCGCGUGGCAAUGAAACUUAUCAUCGUUUGUGCCUUCCUCACGUGCUGCAAUCCUUAUGCUGACGCCAAAAGGUUUCCCCUGUUUCCUGAGGAGCUACAGACUCUCUUUAACGUAAUCUAUUCAAUCUUGCCGCCCACAAAAAUAGGAUCCGACAAGAGGUUCGGGGUAGGUUUCCGAGUGGGAAAGAACAUCGACGCUCAGAUCCUGGUGGAGCUAGGACCACAAUCGGAGACACAACCAUUGGCGGACCCAAAUCCGAGACUCUUUUCGCGCAAAAGGGAGAGCGGAAAGGGCGGGAAAUCUGCCGGGAAAGCGGCGGGAGCAAAGUUUAACAAGCUGACCACCUCGACUAUCCCACCAGUACCACUACAUAAGGAAAACAAAGUAUUGGAACACGUCAAUGCAACUGAUCCACCUUCAAAACUUCCAUCCAGCAAAGGAAGGAAACCACACAUACCAAGUGAUCCUUCAAGCAAUCCUGGGAGAACAACGAAGAAGCGGCAACGGAAACGGAAGAAGUUGCAGAAGUCCUCAAGUGCUGCUAGUACCUCCAGGAGGAUGGACAAUGCAGGACGGAAGUCAGAGCCAUUCCUGGACGUCUUCAUGAAGUGGCUGACACGUUUCAGUCGGACGAGAGAAGAUAACUUUACUAAUAAUUUAAUAAGAAAAUAAAUGUUUUUUACCUGUUUUGUA
Molecule: messenger RNA, 899 nt
Organism: Homalodisca vitripennis (glassy-winged sharpshooter)
Lineage: Eukaryota; Metazoa; Arthropoda; Insecta; Hemiptera; Cicadellidae
Exons: 5
Coding region: 216-878 (220 amino acids)
Source: RefSeq, a predicted model, not a curated record